Messenger RNA from Lycium ferocissimum, 1435 nucleotides. RefSeq lists its product as uncharacterized. The transcript is spliced from 2 exons. Bases 764 to 1189 code for a protein of 141 amino acids. Lineage: Eukaryota; Viridiplantae; Streptophyta; Magnoliopsida; Solanales; Solanaceae. Gene Ontology annotation, biological process: leaf vascular tissue pattern formation; root development; embryo development ending in seed dormancy. The record is from RefSeq and is a predicted model, not a curated record. Gene Ontology annotation, cellular component: nucleus.
UUACCUCUUUCAAUGUUUAAUCAUGACUUGAAUGAUGCAAUAUCAGCAACGGUCAAACUGUCUAGCCAUAACAUGUUCCCAUUCAACAAUUUAGGGUCCUGAAUGACUAAAAGAAAGAGAACAAGAAAAUUCUAAAGGCGUAAACUGUCUAGCCAUAGUGUAUAAUAACUACCUUUUUAAAGGACAUGGAAGCUUAGUCAAACUCAUUUAGAUGGUCGUUUGAGUCCUGUUUAUAUGGUUUUCCCCAACAUUGUCAGAUAUUAGUUCUUCCUACUGAAAUCCUAAACGAAUGGACUCAGUUUUUCUAGAUAAACCGAAAGCAUUGCUACAGAAUUUUUAGUGAGAGUGCACUACUGAUAUUGUUGCUCUGUUCGUACCUGUCUGCGUGGGAGGCUGACAUUGAGCUCAGAGUGUUAUUCUUUUGAAACGUGUGUUCCUGUUUCCCUUAAAUGUUAAUGUCUGUCGUGGAGAGGUAGCUAUUCUCUGUCAACAAGAAAAGAAGGAAAGCUAGAAACAAAUAAAUUGUCUAGUGAUUGCCUCUUUCAAUGUUUAAUCACGACUUGAGUGAUGCAAUAUCAGCAACAGUCAAACUGUCUAGCCAUAACAUGUUCCCAUUCAACAAUUUAGGGUCCUGAAUGACUAGAAGAAAUAGAAAAAGAAAAUUCUAAAGGUAUAAGCAUUUCCUUCACAGUGAGCUCUUCUUCUCAACAUUAUUUUUAACUUGCACGCUCAUCCAUUGAAUACUUUUUUCAGUGUAUCACAAAUGUCCAGAUUUUACACAUUCAUGUGGAAUAGGAUGAAUACUUCAGAGAGAAAAGUGGUUGAAGAAUUACACGAUAGGCCUUCUGUGUUUGUACCUUCUAAGUUUGGUGCUUCACUUGAAGAUGCUGUACCUGGUGUUCUGUUGUCACUUAAAGAAGUCUUUUGGUGUGAUUCAACUGGUUCUGUGGACCAAGUGAAGAUGGUCUCUACAAUUUUGUUCAAAAUUCAGUCCAACACCCUGUUACCAGAAUAUUAUGUAGCGUGUAUCCGGGCCUUCAUGACCAUUUUGUUAAUAGAUGUGGAGUGGAUGAGUUCCCUCAUUUCCAUGGAUACCUUCAAAUAUUGCUGCAUUUGUCUGCUGUUGCUUUACCUUCACAAGAAGCUAAGAAAGUUUUCCAUAUAUUUCUCAAGUGGGCAGAUGAGCUAAAAUCUGGCUCUUUGAGAUUUGAAGAUGUUGAUUUCUUAGAAAAGAGUCUCAAGGAAAAGCAGUAUCUGAUUCUUCCCACUGCAGAAAAUAAAUGGGUAUCUCUCAACCAAUCCUUUGGGCUCAUCUGUUGGUCUGAUGAUGAUAAUUUAAGAACGGAAUUUAAGCAUUUUGAUAAUAUUAACUUUCUCUACUUUGGGGAACUCAAUGACGAGGAAAAGGAAAUUCUCCGAACAAAAGUUUCGAUCU